CGAGUCGCACAAACGCUGGAGAGGAGAAAGGAGAAAGCGAAGGGGAGAGAUGUUGAGGACGAAGCUCGCGUCUCUCGUCCUAGCGAAGAGCUCUUCGUCUCCGACCCCUCUAGGGUUUUUCGAGCUCCACCAAUCCCUUCGUUACUUUUCCUCUACCUCGGAGCAAGCCAGAGUAAGCAGCAACCGGACGCGAUAUUUGGGUCGGAGGGUGCUCCAGAUCGGGCUUAUUAGCCUCGCCGGAGGGUUUGCCCUAAGCGCCAUUAAUGACCUCGCCAUCUUUCAUGGAUGUAGCAGUAAGGCAAUUGAAAAGGCUAGUCAAAAUCAAAAAAUCGUAGAGGCUAUUGGGGUGCCGAUUGCUAGAGGACCAUGGUAUGAUGCAUCUCUUGCAGUCGCCCAUCGAAGGAAAUCAGUCUCUUGCACAUUUCCAGUUUCUGGUCCACAAGGAUCUGGCAUUUUUCAAUUGAAGGCCAUUCGAAGUGGAGAGGAUGGAUUAUUUUCAUUUCUGCGGCACCAUGACUGGGAGAUACUAAUUAUGGAGGCUCUCCUUCACGUCCCCUCAAAUGACGAGAAACAACACUCUACGAGUAAGUCUCACGGGCGAUCCCCCUACUCUCACCGCUCCACUCAACUGCGAUGCCUGCCUACAUCAAGAAUCGGAAUUUCCGGAAAAAUGAAGUUCUCUUCAUUUUUUGUUGGAUGCUUACUGCGACGGUUACCAGGGGCGUGAUCUUUCCUUUUCUCCAGCUGGCUGGUCAAUGGACAAGAGAGUCGCUGUGUUUGUGGAAGAGUUGUCUGUGUAAAUUUAGAUCCCCCGGCUGGAAGAGCACCUCUUAUUGAAGCGGCGUGGUUAAAUGUAAUGUCGAAGAUGAACGAAUGCUAUUUCAAUUAGUGGUGGCGUUACCCCCCACAUCCGAUUUCAAAUCACUAUUCACCCAGUGAAUUUGACAGAUGCUCAUUUAAUAUCAAUGUGUUUCAUGUUCAUUGUAUUUUUUUUUUUUCAUUUUUUUAAUUAUACGGUUGGCGCUUGCUAAUAAUAUAUUAGGACACGACUGUAAGUUCUUGCUUUUGUGACCUGAAUUUAUUGAUGGAAAGUACGAAAUGCCGGUAUGUCUGCAUUCGAUUGUU
Messenger RNA from Ananas comosus (pineapple), 1125 nucleotides. RefSeq lists its product as uncharacterized. The coding region runs from base 50 to 727 and encodes 225 amino acids. The transcript has 5 exons. The record is from RefSeq and is a predicted model, not a curated record. Lineage: Eukaryota; Viridiplantae; Streptophyta; Magnoliopsida; Poales; Bromeliaceae.